This is a messenger RNA of Dalotia coriaria, 5683 nucleotides long. It is a transcript of the gene rols, whose product is annotated as rolling pebbles. Gene Ontology annotation, molecular function: protein binding. Lineage: Eukaryota; Metazoa; Arthropoda; Insecta; Coleoptera; Staphylinidae. The record is from RefSeq and is a predicted model, not a curated record.
UCAGUCAGUUGCGUCGGCGCGUUCGAACCUACAACACGUCUGUAUUAAAAAAACGAAAGAAAAAAACUAAAACUUCGUUUUUUAAAACCGGAAAACGGAAAAAAGUGAAACUUCUGUGAUAAACUAAUAAUAAUAAUAAUUACCUGAUUAUAUACUAUUUAUGACUUAAGUAAUAUUACUUAAGUAAAGUGAUUUAAGUCAAGUUGGAUCUCAUUGGAUUACAUAUUACUAUUACCUGCACGAGUACAAUUAGUGUGCGUAGUGACUUAUUGCAGUUAAUUGUGUGCUAACUGUAAGUUAAGUCAAGUGCAAGUUGCGCGGAGUUAAGUACAAGUGGUUUCGCAAAGUGGCAGCUUCUUUGUGUAACCCAAGUGACCCAAGUGACCCAAGUUCCUAAGAAAGACAUCAUCAACCAUCGGUGGUUCGAUUGUGAUGGGUGGCUACUAGUUACUAGCACUGCUGGGUCUAGUGAAGUGACUUAAGUCAUAAUGGCGAAAAUGUCCGCGGCGGGACACAAAGGUUCCGGGCAUAGUUUGAGCAAUAGUUUUCUAGAUUUAGCAGCUAUUCGUCGCCUCCUAGACGCCGAAACCGGCAACCUAAACUGCCCGAGUUGUGCGAUGCCGUUCGACAAAGGCAAAAAGCGUCGUUUAAUUGACAACUGCGGCCAUGAACGUUGCUAUUCAUGCAUGUUCACCAACGAAAAGUGUCCACUGUGUCAUCCCGGCAGUCUUAUCCUUCAGAAACCAAGUUAUUUAUCGCCCACAACUCAAACAGAUCUACCAACGACGCCAUUACAACAACGAAAACUCGGCAAUUCAAGCCUCCGAGGCUCCGAAAUCACCCUCUACGGUGAAAUAACCCCGUCAUCAAUGCAAAACAGUAUGACCAGCAGUAUUACCUCAUCCGGGGGCGGUAAUCCCACCGGAAGUUGCCGAAACAAAGUGAAAACCAACGGCCAUUUCACAACCUACAUGCAAGCACGUGAUAUGACCUCUUCCAUCGAGAUGGCGCACCCGGAAAAACUGCCCAAAACACGCCCAAGCAAUGCAAAGAACUCAGUAAUGACACAAAGCUGCCCCACGCCGCCCCAAUCACGCCGGCGGUACUUAAGCCCCAAAGCCCUUCGGAGUCCAUUUGUACAACGAGCAGCCAGUCGUCAAACAUCCGCAGACUCCGCAUUUUCAGUAAAUCGAAUGUCUUCGUCGACUACUUCUGCAUCGGACGCCAAGCACUGGCCGAGUACACUUUUAGGGAAGAUUCGGUCGCUGUGGUCAGCGGGGAAUAAUGGGAUUAAUACUGGACUUAAUCAACUCAUAUCAGACGAUGAUUGCGCAGACAACAAACCCUCCACAAAGAAAUCCUCCGAAGAUAUGUACAUGCGCCUUGGUCUCCUCUUGGGAGACGGUGCCAGACGUGCCAAAAGAAACGGAGGAAGCGCCGGAGCAGAUUCCUGCUCCUCCCUGGCAAGCUACGACACAGGAGCUGUCAUGUCCACCAACACCUCCCCAGUCUCCACCCUUACAGGGUCCUCUGAAGAUCAAAUGCGUAUUGCUGCGGGUUCAGACAGCGUCGGGUCCCUGAUGUCAAUGUCCAUGUCAGGACAAAGCAACUGUUCAUCCAGUCCUAUGAUUAGUAGAAGACACAGUGUUACAACAGGACCUGUUGAUGACCUAGCAAUGUUCCAAUCACGACGCACCUGUGUCCGCCGAUCUGCACGCACAGCAAAGGAACAAUCAAAGACCUCAUCAAUUGAACAACACCUAACCCGCCUUCCACACUACCGCCCCCCACAACUAACCCUCAAACCCUUGUUCUUUGAAGUCCCACUCCAGGAACCAGAUCCCUUAUUCCUGGGCCGUCAGUGGUUGAUCAAAGAAAUCAGCGAGAUUGUUACUCAUUCAACACCCGGGGUCCUGUUAUCUGGUAACCCUGGAACUGGUAAAACUGCUCUGAUCCUCCAACUGGUCGAAUACAGUUGUUUUGGGCGUCGGAAGGAGAACCUCUAUCAACGCAUCGAAAAAAUCCACUCUCCUGAUCGGUCAAGGUCACCUUUGUACUACCAAGUGGACAACCAUCAUACCACUGAUAAACUACGCCAGUUGGCUAAUCAAGUGGUUGCCUACCACUUCUGUCAAGCAGAUAACAACAACACCUGCCUGGUUCCUGACUUUAUUCACUCUCUAGCUGCACAGUUGUGUCAAGCGCCAUCUUUGAUUGCAUACAGGGAUCACCUCCUGAAUGAACCACACCUUCAAGGUGCCCUUUCCCUUAGGGAAUGUAUAGUCAACCCUGAUUUGGCUUUCUGUAGAGGUAUCCUUGAACCCUUGUCGAGUUUAAGACGAAUUGGGAAGAUAGACACUCCGAAUUGUGUUAUCUUGGUUGAUGGUCUCUGUGAAGCAGAAUACCAUAGACCUGACCAUGGUGACACCAUCACUUCUUUUAUUGCGAAACACAUCGCGCAGUUUCCUUCAUGGUUGAAGGUCAUAGCCACGGUUAGGACACAAUUGUCAGAGGUUACUAAAACCCUUCAAUUCACAAGGAUAUCCUUGGAUAAUGUCAUCAACAAUGAACACCUUCAAAGGGAUAUCUUGGACUACGUCAACUUCCGGUUGAGUAACAGUCCCAGUAUACAAACCAACAUCACUGCGACCAAUGUGGUGAAAGUGGAUGUCAACCAGACCAAGUUCUGUCAACACCUUGGGGGUUUAUCACAUGGGUCCUUCCUGUUUGCGAAGUUGACUCUUGAUUUGUUGGAAAGGGGACACCUGGUUGCUAAAUCCAGUGGGUUUAAGGUCUUGCCUGUGACCUUGGCACAGAUUUAUCUUUUACACUUCAAUCUGAGGUUCCCUACGGUGAGGUCCUUUGAAAAGGUGACCCAUAUACUCAGUGUGUGCCUGGCUGCUUUAUACCCUUUGACCUUGGUUGAGAUUUACUAUUCUGUGAAUGCCCUUUUGGUGGAUUCCUUCCUCCCAUGGCCUGAGUUUCUUCAGAGGUUCAAAUUACUCUCUGGGUUUCUGGUUAAACGUCUGGACAACACCUAUAUGUUCUUCCACCCUUCAUUCAGGGAGUGGUUGAUUCGUAGGGAUGAUAAUGAAAGCCCAAAGUUCCUCUGUGACCUACGUGCGGGUCAUUGUGGGAUAGCUUUCAGGUUAUCCAGAGUCCAAGCACCUUUAGACUCAGAAAAGACCCUGGAGUUAGGCCAUCACAUCCUAAAGGCCCAUGUGUACAGAAACAUGACCCUAAAUGAGUUUGAUUUGACCUCGAGGGAUCUACAAGCUUUCUGGUUAGCCCAGACUUCCCAGGAAGUCUCAGAAGGUGUUAGUAACCUUAGAAACAUCUACAGCCCCAAUGUAAAGGUCUCCAGGUUACUGUUACUCUCGGGAGCUGACCCUAAUCACAUCACAGAAUACCUAGGCAAUGCCCCCAUACUUUGUAUGUAUGCCAAUGAGGGUAUACAAUCAAUGAUCUCAUUAUUGCUGGAAUUUGGAGCUGAUGUGGACCUUACCAACAGUCAAGGUUGCACAGCAUUGAGUUUAGCUGCGUCCAAAGGUCAUUGUGAUGUGGUCCGGUUACUAAUCAGCGCGGGAGCUAAACUGGGACAUGUGGAUACCGCGGGUCAUUGUGCGUUGAUCCACGCUGCACGGGGUCACCUGAAUGUCAUGGGGUAUCUCCUAGGAGCAGACUGGUCCAGUGAAUCUUCAGGGAAUGAAGAAAGUAUCAGUUUUGAUGAAGCUACCCAACAAGCGUUGGUUGCAGCUGCAGGUCAAGGUCAUACCCAGACAGUAGAAUACCUCCUGGAUAUCAUCCCCAAUUUGGACACAGCUUGUUCCCUCACAGGAGAAACAGCUUUAACCAUAGCUGCAAGUAAUGGUUGUCUUGAAGUUAUGUCCCUGUUACUAGAAAAAGGAGCAGGGUUAACCUCAACCAACAAGAAAGACAUGACCCCUUUAUUACUAGCUGUCAAAGAAGGUCAUGGGAAUAUCGUGGAACUCCUGGUGGACAACCCAACCACAACCACCACAUCAGGAUUGUUACUGGAACAAUGUGAUAAUCAAAGAAGAUCUCCUUUGAUGUUGGCAGCUUCCGAAGGUCAUGCUUUGAUUGUGGAACUGUUGUUAGACAAAGGGGCGAUUUUGGAGAAGGAAGAUUCCGAUGGUCUCACAGCCCUUUGCUGGGCCUGCCUCCGAGGGAAACAAAACACCUGUUUGUUAUUACUGGACCGCAACGCGAAUAUCAACCACACAGAUAAAACAGGAAGAACUCCUUUGGACCUAGCUGCUUUCCAAGGAAACCCUGCUAUUGUACAACUGUUGUUAGAACGAGGAGCUAUUAUAGAGCAUGUGGAUAUCAAUGGGAUGAGACCUUUGGAUCGUGCGAUUGGUUGUAGGAAUAUUCAAGUUGUUCAGUGUUUCCUCAAAAAGGGAGCUAAAUUGGGGCCGGCUACGUGGGCAAUGGCGCAGGGAAAGACAGACAUUAUGCUUAUCCUGUUGAAUAAACUCUUGGAAGAUGGAAAUCUUCUCUAUCGCAAGAGUAGACUACGUGAAGCUGCUCACAGGUAUCAAUAUGCCCUGAAGAAGUUCCCUUCGGAGGAUGAGACUGCUUUCAGGCAGUUAAAGUACAAUUUCCUACUGAAUCAUUCAAGAUGCAAGCGGAAACUCAAUGAGUAUCAGGAAGCUGUAGAAAUGGCAAACCAAGCUCUCGAAAUGAAAUCAGACAGUUAUGAAGCGUAUUAUGCUCGUGCUAAAGCUUUCCUUGACUCAGGAGCACCAGAAAGAGCUCUGCAAGAUGUCAAAGAUGCUUUGAGACUUGUUGCUACUCAUCGACCAGAUGUCAGGAAGGUUUUACUGCAUCUGAAGGAUGAAAUUCAGAAAACUGUUGCAGCUAUGCAUAAAAACCCACAGAGAAUCAUCAGUAACAAAGAAUUUGCUCUUUCUGUUGAUACUCUGCAUGAAUAGAUAAACAAAAAUUAACAAUGUGCCUUAAAAUAUCUGUAAAAGACUGAAAUGCACUCUAAUAUUCAUUGUCAAGCAACAAAAACACUGACAAAGUGUGUACAUACAUUUUAAGAUUAAUUUAUUGUUAUAUUUUGUUUUCUCUUUGAGGAAAAUCAUGUAAUCAUUCCCACGAAACGCCUUUCUUCUAAUUUAUGACUGUAACUUAAAUUUUAUUUGUUUUGUUGUUUUGUUUUUGUUGUAUCUUAUUAUGCUACGCUUUAACUACUUAAUUGAGGGUCAAGGAUGGUUUACACUUGACUUCUACAUUACUUAAUCUUAUUAGAAUAUUAUUACAACAUAACUUUUAGUGUUUAUGCUUAGUUUUAGUUUAUAACUUAUGAAACUUGCCUUUAUUGUAUGUAUUGUAUUGGUUUAUCGAUUGAUCUAGGUUAGUUUAUCAAGUUUUUGAAUAAUUUUUACAUAUAUGUAGAAAUUUGAGUAGUUUCAAUGGUUCCAAUUAUCAAUGCAAUAUUAUUUGUUUUAUUUUAUGCUUUAGAUAAGUUAUUUAAAUGCUAUGUAUGCUAUGAUUUUUAUUGUAAAGCAGUAAAACUGCUGUCAUCAAAGGAUUUUUGUGCAAAUUAUGAAAGAUUGUAGUUUUUAUGAACAAUUAUGAGAGUCUGGUGCUACAGAUACAAAUGUAUGGUUUAAAUGACAAUGUAGAUGAAGAAAUAUAAACAUAUUUGAACUUA